Messenger RNA from Rhopalosiphum padi (bird cherry-oat aphid), 600 nucleotides. RefSeq names its product zinc finger MYM-type protein 1-like. Lineage: Eukaryota; Metazoa; Arthropoda; Insecta; Hemiptera; Aphididae. Bases 1 to 600 code for a protein of 199 amino acids. The record is from RefSeq and is a predicted model, not a curated record. The transcript has 2 exons.
AUGUGUACUAACAAUUCACUAUGUGACCCUGAUGAUCCUGUAAACCCAAUACCAUCUCUUCAGUUAGAACGAAAAGAGCGAAUACUUAAAGGGGCAUUCCAACCAAAAUUAAAAAUGUAUCCCAGGACACAGUUUGGAAAUAGAGCACGGAGUUUCCAAAGUUCCUGGUAUGAUGAUUUUAGCUGGUUAGAAUAUAGUGUGAAACUUGACAGAGCAUUUUGUUUCGUAUGUCGGAUGUUUAAUACAGCUCCAGGGUUAAAUGCCGGACAAGUAGACUUUGCUUUUUCACAAAAAGGUUUUAAAAAUUGGAGUACUUCUACUACAAAAUUUAAAAAACACCAAAAUUCAAUCUCCCAUAAUUUUAGCAUGACAGCGUAUCAUAACUUUUCAAAUUGUAAACCAAUUGAUGUUACCUUGGAUGAAUCUAGAUUAGUAUCUAUUAGUGAAAGAGAAAAGCAGCGUUUGCACAAUCGUAACAUCAUGCAUCGAUUGAUAGAUAUUACUUUGUGUUUAGCUAAAAGUGGCAAACCAUUUAGAGGGCACUUAGAAAAAAGUUCAGAUGUGUGUAAGGGUUUAUUUUUAGAUAUUGUGGACAUUUAA